AUGCCCGGCGAACAGGCCUCAUAUGUCACACUUGAUGUAUUUGCAUCGGACAGAUUCAAGGGAAAUCCACUCGCUAUUGUGAAGACUGGAGAUCACAAACUAUCGCAGCAGCAAAAACAGCAGAUCGCCAAGGAAUUCAACUUCUCCGAAACGGUUUUCUUGCAUCCUUCAGACCAUAAUGGAAGCCCCCGGGUGGACAUUUUCACUCCUGUUAAUGAAAUGGAAUUUGCUGGUCAUCCGAUCAUUGGCACAGGCCAUCUGCUUUUCCGGGAGUUGUUAGCCGAUGAUGCCAACGGUUCAACUAACUUGACCUUAACUACUAAGGCCGGGCCCGUCGCAAUAUGUUAUGACUCAACUAGCAAAGUCGUCUCUGCAGGAGUUCCCCAUAAUAUACACAUUCACCAACAAGAAGCGAAGCUCAGCCGGAUCCUCUCGGUCCAGGCGACUCUAGCGGCAGCAUCGGAUCUGCACGGCGUCAGAGAUACAUCACCUGUAGUCUCCAUGGUCAAGGGUGUCACGUAUGCACUAGUGGAUUUAACUGAAAGGGCGGAUCUUUUUGCUGGUCUUGUCCCCGGCCCAAGUCCCGAGCUUGAGCUUGAUGAGGGUUGGGCGCCAUCUUUCACCGGUGUUAUGUAUUACCAACUACUGAAAACUCGGAUAGAGGGUGACAUGGCCGUCUGGGAGCUUCGUGUGCGCAUGAUUGCUAUUAACUUGGAAGAUCCUGCCUGUGGAAGUGGCGGAUGCUCCCUGGGCGCUUAUAUUGCGCUAAUUAAUAGCCAACAGGGCCAGAAGCACCGGCUUUACAUUAAUCAGGGCUCGGAGAUGGGAAGAGAAAGUCAUAUUAUUGUGGAUGUUACGUUGAAUGAUGAGAGGGAUGCAGUGCGGCAGAUUGAACUUGCUGGUCAGGCAGCGUUUGUGUCAGAGGGGAGGAUAUUUGUAAACUAG
Molecule: messenger RNA, 945 nt
Organism: Aspergillus pseudonomiae
Lineage: Eukaryota; Fungi; Ascomycota; Eurotiomycetes; Eurotiales; Aspergillaceae
Product: PhzF family phenazine biosynthesis protein
Exons: 3
Coding region: 1-945 (314 amino acids)
Biological process (GO): biosynthetic process
Cellular component (GO): cytoplasm
Molecular function (GO): isomerase activity
Source: RefSeq, a predicted model, not a curated record